AGAAAUACAUUGUGUGACUUCCAACUGAAAAAGAAACUGAAAGUGUGCAUCAGUGCUGAAAAAAAAGGGCGUGGAGAUGACAGACAGACAUGAGAACAGCAUAUCUAGGAAUAACAAGAGAAAGACUGAGGGAGAGUGAAAGAGCGAGAGCAAGAGAAAGAGAGAGAAAUAGAGCACGAGAGAGAGCGACAGAGAGAGAGAGAGAGUCAGAGAGAGAGAGAGAGAGAGAGAGACUGCUCAGUGUUACAGACACAGGUCAAGAUGGCGGAGGAGUGUGUGGUUCCAAGGCCUCGGGGCCAUGUGCCGGUGGUGUGUGCAGGGGUGUUAAGCAGUCUGGCGCUGGUGACAGUUUGGCUGCUGGAUUCCAGGUUCACGAUGGAUGAGUUAACACUUCUCAUAGCACAGGUCAUAUUCACUCUGAGCCUGGGGGUGACACUGCACAACCUCUGCCUGCUUACUGAAGAGUGGCUGUUUCAUUCACAACAGAGGUAUGGUGGCAGCAUCCAGCAGAUGCUCCAGGCUUGUUUCAGCCGUGCUCAUGUAGUAGCAAUGUGCGUGGGCUUUUUGCCGCUGCUGGGACAUUCUGAAUGGACAAAUGAGAAGUGGGUCUUAUAUGUCUUAACCAGCACUUCCUACCUGCUGCUGAAGACCUUUGGAUGUCUGGGCCCUGUGCCAGUGGAGAUCUCAGAGGUGUGUGAGAGCAGGAAGCUGAAUGUAGCUCAUGGCUUAGCCUGGUCCUAUUACCUAGGUUAUCUAAAACUUGUAAUACCAGUGCUGGAGGAACAGUUGAGGAAACACUACAACCAGAACGGAGAGAUUCUCCACUCUUCCCGGCUGCACAUCCUCCUGCCUCUAAGCGCAGUGGUCCCAGCCAAGGUGGAGGAAGAGGACCAUAACAUAUGUUUCCACCAGAACCUCCCGGACAUACAGCUCGACCGGGCUGGUGUCAGGAAGAGAAUCUACAAAAACAGCAUCUACAAAAUCACUGACAACCAACAAGAGCCGUAUUACUGUGUGGUGGAAUACGCCACUCCUCUGCUCACGCUCUAUCAGAUGUCUCAGGACAGCACUGCAGGGUUCAGCAUGCAGGACAGGAGACAGCAGGUCCUGCUCUUCUACAGGACUCUCAGCCAAAUCCUGGAAUGUUCUCUAGAGUGUCGCAACCGCUACCACCUUAUCCUGCUCGACGACCAGCGAGCUGAUGGUGACCCUCACUAUCUAUCCAUGGAGAUCAUCAAGCACUUACAGCAGCAAGAGCAUGAGAUCCCCAUGGACCUGCCGGAGGAACUGCCCCAGGCUGUACCAGAACAGGGCGUGAAUUAUAUCCACCAGCAGGAGGAGCCACUCAGCUCUCUGCCCAGCCUGAUGAUUAGUGCACCAUGUUCACUGAGAUCAGAACCUGUGGAGACUACAGACUACACCCACUAUAACCACAACAGACACAGAUAA
Messenger RNA from Ictalurus furcatus (blue catfish), 1449 nucleotides. It is a transcript of the gene sting1, whose product is annotated as stimulator of interferon response cGAMP interactor 1. Gene Ontology annotation, cellular component: endoplasmic reticulum membrane; autophagosome. The coding region runs from base 262 to 1449 and encodes 395 amino acids. Gene Ontology annotation, molecular function: cyclic-di-GMP binding; 2',3'-cyclic GMP-AMP binding. The transcript has 7 exons. The record is from RefSeq and is a predicted model, not a curated record. Gene Ontology annotation, biological process: positive regulation of type I interferon production; innate immune response; activation of innate immune response. Lineage: Eukaryota; Metazoa; Chordata; Actinopteri; Siluriformes; Ictaluridae.